AUGCCUCGAGAUGUGGAAGAUAAACAGCAAGACCCGGCCACGAAAACGAAUGAAACGGAACCACCAUCAUCACGUAAAUCCCCCAAACGGCUUUGGGACCUUCCUGAUGAAGUGCUGGACAAGAUCUUUAUUCGAGCCGGAAGAGAGGGUACUUGUGCGUAUCAGAUUGCAAGGGGGAACACGGCAGUAGAACAGGCUUCACUUAGUGAAUGCGCCUUGUGUGAACCAUUCACCUUCUGGGACUGGCAUGGCCUAAGUGAGGAAGCGUGGAACUCUGGCUAUGACACUCGGAAAAGGCAGCUCUAUCGAGGUCGUCAAAGAUGCCCCGAAGACAAGGUCAAAAAGAAAUUAAGUGGUCGAUUCACUGAAGGAUACCCUUUGGGGAAACAGAGAUGGGAGAGUUUCAAGAGAGUUUUUGAACAAGAUCCCCAGAAUUCCUGGAAAGUCAAGCGCAUUGCGGUGUCUCGUUGGAUGACUGGCCAAGACCUUGAAUGGAUCGCCACACACUUGUUUAUUUUGGAAGCCUUGGAUCUCAGCGACAUUGCACCCCACCACGAGUCGAAUUUAUAUGAUCCGGACGAUCCUUCUAGAAUCACUCGUCACCCAAAUUGGGGCUAUAUACUGAGGAUACUUCGGGAUACAAAGGCGAGGUGCCAAUUGAAUGGUGAUCUCAAACGGUUCAACCCUCGACUCAACACGACGAAAGAGUCACUCGGCUUAGCAGAAAGGGUGUCAUUCGAGAAGAAGGGUCUCGGGAAAGAAGCUGCCAGGAAAGCGUGUAAGGUUAUUGAAAAGGCCGAGGAAGAAAAGCAGGCAUAUGAAUCUGAAGUAUGUGAGAAAAACUUGCUUCAGAAAUUGAAGUGGCUUGGCGUUCACGCCUGGUCACAGAACUUGCCUAUCGACUGGUCUGGAGAUUUGCCUGAAAGCGUCGCUACUCGAAUCCUUCCUGCAUGUGAAAUAUUACACACUCUGUCAAUUCGAGGCGAAUAUACUCACGACAUGAACCCGGACUAUUGCAGAGAUGACGUCCAUGGUCACGUGUGUAACAUUGUUCUCGGUAUUACGGAUAAUGUUAGCGACACGGUCAAUACGAUCGAACUGCGGCAGUCUCUCCCCUUCCUAGACUACUUCCUUGGGAAAAUACAGGAACGGAAACCUACAAUCACGCAAGUCGGAAUAGACCUUGGGGCCUGGAUCCAAAUUUAUCCAUUAAGAGAUGAACGCAGUUCCUCAACACAGCCUAGUCCACCAUUACCUCCAGAUCUAAACAUUAGAGAGAAAAUCCUUGCAGCUACUGAAAAAGCCCGCCAGGACGCACUCGAAGAAGCCAUGGAACCAUUCUCUCCUUUGAGGGAAAAUGUUGAUGACCAUAUUUGGAAAGAGUUGGCUUUGAACAACAGAGAAGUAACCAGGGUAGAGCCAUGGCGACGCCGGGGAGAAGCGGACUUCUACCGCAGUAAUAGUGGCUCAGAGUUUGUAGGGUUACCUUCCCACUCUCUUCCAAAACCACCACGAAAAGAUUGUUUACUCGAUCAAGAUCCCAACCACAAGAAGACACGAGAAGACCUUGGAAAUUCACGAAUAAUUACCUUAGCUCAGAUGCUUAGAACACUGCAGUAUGCCGGAGAGCAAUCCAAAAUCAAGCUAAUUCCUAUCGAACCAGAAUCACAGAACAAGAGCAUCAACCCGAUCCACCCUCUCGCCCUUAUUCAAUUGACUUCUGAGGUUUUGAAUGAGGGAGCCUACAGGGAUGCUGAUUUCGAUCUCAAUAAAUUCACUCCCCUUGCCGACCUUCAAGAUGUUUACCGGUGGCUCGACGAGACGUUUAAGUGGAGGCCUGUAUUUGACUGGGACUGGUUCAUGGUACCCACAGUGAUGGAAAAAUCCCUGGAGCCGGAGUACGAAUUGGUCUACGAGAAAGAUAAAUUCCACGAGGUUAGCUACUUAGCCCGCAUCAGGGAGCACUUCCAAUUAUUACAGGAAGCCAAAAUACCAGUUCACGUUCUCAUUGGAAGACGUCAACCCAAUUUCCCCAGCCUGUACUGGGGCUCGCAAUGCUCCAUAGACAAGUGGAAGGCAUGGUUGAAUGAGCCAUUCAAUGCCAACUUAGGGGAAAUUGCUGAUCUACUAGAUUGCCUCAGCAUUUUAUACGAUCUUCGAAAUCCUCUCUCCCUGGAACGGCUGGAGGAGAUCAAUCUCGUGGAUCCUUACAAAUGGCCUUCUGAGACCUGUCCAGUUAAACUCUGGCCCUACAAGCUCCCAGAGGGCGAGGAUGCAGCUCCAUCAGAGAGCCUCUUUAAGACAUGCGGCAAAGCUCCUAUCCAAAAAAUGGCGAACAAGCAUGCCCCGAAGUCCAAACGUCCCCGGUCAGAACUUUCCGAGGGUCUUGCGAACGCUUGCGUCUCAGCACCACCCGUAGGUGAGAACGCGAACGAUCAUUCAUCUGAUGAUUCCAAUUUUAGCGAGCCGAACAAGUUGCAACAAAAGAAGCAGAGCCUUCAUCACUGUGCUAGACGAGCAGCAUACAUGCGAGAAGCAGUUGGAUGGCAGCGAUUUUGGGCCAAAUACGCCCUCAAAUUCACGAGGCUAUAUAUGCUUCGUGUUCGGAUGCCCCGAUGUUUUGACCGUGUUGGUUCGUGGCGCCUGGCAAGGCUUUUGAAGCAAGAGAUGGGCUGGAAAAUGAUCACAUACACCGACGAGCGACAACAUAUGCAAACUGAAGAAGACUUGUUACCGUACAAUCAGACUGCGUCAAAAUAUAGCCAGGAGGUCAUGAUGUUCCCCGCAGGCCGUCUCGUUAGAAGGAGCUGGAUUUGUCCUGAACCGAGGAAGCCAGUACCAGGUACUGCAGACUUCGCAACUGCACAGCGGAGAUAUGAGGAGUGGAGAAACCGAAAAUUCACUGAUGAAGACUUCACAGAGACCUUGAAGAAAGAGGAACAGGAACUGGACCACGCAACGGCGAAGGCGCGUGACGCAGCUACGCGGGAAUUUGACACAGAGAGAUCACGGCUGCAAGAAGCAGAAGUUCGGCAAAGGAUUGAUCGUUGGGCUCAGCAACAUUGGAGAGAGUAUCUUCUUAAUUACAUCAAAGAAAUUCGCGACGAGGAGACGAAAAACCAAGCACGCCUCAAUUGUAUGAGUAAACCCAGAGGAGAGGUGGAAAGAAUCCAGCGUGAUAUCAUCCUUGGGAGGCGGAUGGCAGCCCUUCUUGGAAAGCUCCGUGAACAGGACAAUCCUAUGACUAGAGUGAAAGAGCAGCCCGUAGAGAGUCAAUCCGAGGGUACCCCGGUCGAGCUCACCGGUAGUGUGACGGCAGCACCUGUAGAUAGAAGAGUUCCUAGGAGCGAACCGCCCGUAGAUGAUCUUGAUUCCGACGAUCAUGCUGAUUUAUAUGAAGACGGAGAUAGACCCAAAACAGCUCUCUCUCCCAGCAUCAGGCUCUCCUCUGCAUCAGGUCCACUACCACGAUCAGCUGCAACACCAAAACCGCCAACCAGUCAAGCGGGGAGUGAUGGUGGAUCGCUUGUUUCCACUUCUGCACACGGGCCACUACUUGUAGCUACCACCGGUCCCGAAAUGGGCAGGCCCGCUCCGGUCAAUCCAUUUAGUAGACAUUCGGCAGUUGGCGAUUUGUUUGAUGACUUAGGCGGGGUCCUAUCUGUCAAAUUGCCAGGCUCGUCAGAGACGCGCAAAAGAGAUGCCAUUGAUCAAGACAGGACCGGGAGUCCAACGAAGAAAUCGAAUACGGAUGAGAUUUCGGGGGAAUCUUUAACAGAAAUCCCCGUGACCGAUACUGAAGUUGCUGGUGUUGGCGCUGGGCCUCUCCUACUCACCCCUGUGCCUCUUCUAGAGGACGCCCCGCCUGCGGCUUCGUCUGGUACCCUAUCCGCAGAGCUAACUAGUACAGCGGCGACCCCAGAAGCAGCCAAAGUAAAACAGAACGGCAAGAAGUCGAGUAAAGAGAGCAAGGAAUCAGAGACCCCGAAACCGGCUAAGGAGGCUACCGCACCUAUUGUACUACCGGAGCCAACUGGUACACGUGGAGUUGCAAAGUCUGCACCAAAGAAUGCGGCAGAGGAACUAGUUGCGACUAGACACCCUGCUGGUAUGCCUGCCCCAACUAGGCCUGCAGCCCCAUCUGACUUUUUAAGACCAGCCGAUCUUGUGGACCCUACUGAUCUCGCCGGGCCCGAGAUCGAGACAAAGAAAGGAAAGGAGGCGAACAUGGCAACAGAGAAGGCAACGAAAAAAGCUCCCAAGAGAAGGAGGAACGGCAGGCCAAAAGAUAAUGAGGUGUAUAAAGACGACACCGCUACCGAAGAAGAAGAGGACGACAACAUCGAUACAAAACCACCUGCAACGAAGAAGCCCAAGCAAGAUAGUGAUGGGGGGUAUGUGGACGAGAAGAACUGUUUAGUUCCUCCUGAUGACGACGAUGGGGAUUUUGGGAAGAGGAAGAAGAAUGCAGUGAAGAAGAGGAAUGGUGCGAAAGGUAGAGGAGGAGGUGGUGAUAGGAAAAAGAAAGGUAGGGAUGGUGAUGAUGGUUUAGGAGCCGUCAGUGCCCGUGCUAUUACCGGAGCUACCACAGGAACAAUAGGGACCAAGAACUCCAGCACUUCUACCCCAAAGAAAGCCGCGACCCCGAGGAGUAAAGGCGGAGUAAAGAAGAAAGCAGCGCUUGAACCAGCUGAGGCUUGCCCUGCUCGAGCGACGAGGAGUAAUAACCCGAUUCUGAUGUCAGGUUUGUAG
Molecule: messenger RNA, 4752 nt
Organism: Lindgomyces ingoldianus
Lineage: Eukaryota; Fungi; Ascomycota; Dothideomycetes; Pleosporales; Lindgomycetaceae
Exons: 1
Coding region: 1-4752 (1583 amino acids)
Source: RefSeq, a predicted model, not a curated record